AUGAAGUACCACACUGCUCAGAUCUUGGCUCUUACCAGCAUCGUCUCCGCUCUUCCUCACCCUCAACGCUAUGGCGGCGGCUCAGGUGUUCAGCCAUCUGCCCCAUUGACAACUGCUCCUGCUAGCAGCGGCCCUACCUACGACGACCUGCCAGGCUCUGGUUCCACUCCCCCUGCUGGAGGCCGUCCCGGAGGCUCUGGUCCCGCUCCUCCCACUGGAGGUCGCCCAGGUGGCUCCACUCCUACUCCUCCUUCCGGCGGUGCUUCCUACGGUGGAGGUGCUGCUCCUCCGGCUGGUGGUGCUGGAGGCUACGGCACCGGUAGCGGUUGGGGACUUGGACUUCCUCUCCUCGGCGGAGGUGCCAAGGGCGGCAUUGGUGGCCUAGUUGGCGGUGGUGCUAACGGAGGUGCUGGCCUCGGCGGACUCGUUGGCGGAGGUGCUGGCCUUGGUGGCCUAGUUGGCGGUGGUGCUAACGGAGGUGCUGGCCUUGGUGGCCUCGUUGGUGGAGGUGCCUACGGAGGCGCCCAUGGAGGUGCUGGUGCUGGUGCUGGCCUUGGUGGAUUGGUCGGCGGCGCUGGCAAUGCUGGUGCUGGCCUCGGUGGACUCCUCACCUACAGCAAGACUGGCUAUGGCGGUGCCAACGCAGGUGUCGGUGGUAGUGCUGGUGCUGGCCUCGGCGGUCUGGUCGGCGGCAUUAUCGGCGGAGCCAAGGGCGGAGCCAGCGCAGGUCUCGGUGGGCUAGCUGGUAUCAUCGGAGGCGCCAAGGGCGGAAUUGGUGCUGGUGGCUAUGGCGGAGCUGGUGCCGGCGUUGGUGGCUCCGUUGGCGGAGGUGCUGGCGUUGGCGGUUCCGUCGGUGGAGGAGCUGGCGUUGGCGGCGGUGCCCACGGCGGAGUUGGUGCUGGUGUUGGUGGCUCCGUUGGCGGCGGUGCUGGUGUCGGUGGUGGUGCUAAGGGAGGUGUUGGUGCUGGUGUCGGCGGUGGUGCCGGUGCUGGUGUUGGCGGCUCCGUUGGCGGUGGUAUUGGCGGUUCCGUCGGUGGUGGUGCUGGCGUCGGCGGUGGUGCUAAGGGAGGUGUUGGCGCUGGUGUCGGCGGUGGUGCCGGUGCUGGUGUUGGCGGCUCCGUUGGUGGAGGUGCUGGUGCUGGUGUUGGUGGCUCCGUUGGCGGUGGUGCCGGUGUCGGUGGUGGUGCCCACGGCGGAGUUGGUGCUGGUGUUGGUGGCUCCGUUGGCGGUGGUGCUGGCGUCGGCGGUGGUGCUAAGGGAGGUGUUGGCGCUGGUGUCGGCGGUGGUGCCGGUGCUG
Messenger RNA from Bipolaris sorokiniana ND90Pr, 1297 nucleotides. RefSeq lists its product as uncharacterized. The record is from RefSeq and is a predicted model, not a curated record. NCBI's taxonomy places the organism in Eukaryota, Fungi, Ascomycota, Dothideomycetes, Pleosporales, Pleosporaceae. The annotation marks the transcript as partial. The transcript has 2 exons.